AUGCUCGGAUUUACUUACGUCUUGGGCGUUGUACUUGCCAUGAGCUCCGUUGUUUCAGCAACGAGUAUCUUGUUGCCGCUUUACCUCUGGCCGACAUCAACCGCGAUAUGGGGCCCUGUGUAUAAUGCUGUUGCUACAUACCCGGAUGUUUUAUUCCAGAUUAUUAUUAACCCAUCUAGUGGCCCUGGAUACUCGCAAUACCCCGAAGAUGACUACAUCUUGGCUAUUGCAAAGCUGAACCGCUAUAACAACACUCGACUUAUCGGUUACAUUCCUACCGAAUAUGCCCAACGUGACAUAUCCGAGGUUGAACAGGCCAUCUCCGUCUAUAGCGGCUGGUCUUCUUACACAAAAAGGAACAUCGCCCUCUCUGGCAUCUUCUUCGAUGAAGCCCCUAGAACCAAUGACGACACCACAAUCCAGUACAUGAAGACUGUUUCAGCAAAGGCCCGGUCAAGCAAUUUGCCAACUGUUGUUUUCAACCCCGGUACCAAGGUUGAAGAGGGCUCCGCGCCUUCAUACUUCGGCGCAGCAAACUUCAUCGUCGAGUUUGAGAACAGCUACGAUACAUGGACAACAACUAUCCCAACUGAGCAGCUUUCUUCCCAGAAGUACCACAAACAGGAUGCUGUUCUUCUCUACAAUGCUCCUCUCACUGCGGAUUACGAAACUGUUGUUGCUGAGGCGAAACAAAUGGGAUUGGGCGCUGUAUACUUGACCAAUGUUGCUGAUUACGCUUCCGUUGAUUCGGUUCACAGGGUUGCCACUGCUUUUACCCAAGCAUAG
This is a messenger RNA of Penicillium taxi, 786 nucleotides long. Its product is annotated as spherulation-specific family 4 protein. The record is from RefSeq and is a predicted model, not a curated record. The coding region runs from base 1 to 786 and encodes 261 amino acids. The transcript is spliced from 2 exons. NCBI's taxonomy places the organism in Eukaryota, Fungi, Ascomycota, Eurotiomycetes, Eurotiales, Aspergillaceae.